Messenger RNA from Myzus persicae (green peach aphid), 1350 nucleotides. RefSeq names its product eukaryotic translation initiation factor 3 subunit B-like. NCBI's taxonomy places the organism in Eukaryota, Metazoa, Arthropoda, Insecta, Hemiptera, Aphididae. The coding region runs from base 378 to 920 and encodes 180 amino acids. Gene Ontology annotation, molecular function: translation initiation factor activity; RNA binding; translation initiation factor binding. The record is from RefSeq and is a predicted model, not a curated record. Gene Ontology annotation, biological process: translational initiation. Gene Ontology annotation, cellular component: eukaryotic translation initiation factor 3 complex. The transcript is spliced from 6 exons.
AACUAUUUGGUAUAUUAAUAUAUUAUAGUAACAGGUUAACCACACGGUUUACACGGAGUGUCGGAGUGUACGCAGACAACUAAAUUGUAACGCUUUGAUCAUUACCUAGGUACUGUACUAUAUUAUUUUGGACUACCUAUGGUAAAUUAUAGUUUAUAAAAAAUAUAGAAGCUGAUUCCUGAGUUCCAAACUUUUGUAGUUACUGGUCAACCGUAGUUCUAAUUGCCUCUAAUAUUUAACAACCAAGAUGACUUUCCCAAAUCUCGUAUAGUUCUAUUACCACCUGCUCUAUACUUUUGCGUUUUCUGCUCGUUAUUUUUGUUCCGUCGUAUUGAUUUUGUUUAGUUGAUUCCAGAUAGGCAGACGGCCUAUUCGUCAUGGCGAUGGCCGGCGGCGAUACCGACGCCAACGAAUUUAUCGUUGACGACAAAAUCGACGAAGUGUUGCUCAAUCUCGUACUGCAGAAGAAACUUGAAGUGUCCACCGUUAUUAAAGUUUACGGUAUUCCUAAAGUCACGCCCAUAGCCUUCAACCAACUCCGAGUAGAUGUCACCAAAAUAUUUACGCAGUACGGUAAAAUCCUCAGAGAUUACUAUCCAAAAUCUGAGAAUGGUCACACUAAAGGUUUUUUAUUCAUUGAAUAUGAAGACCCCGAAAGCACAUUGAAAGCUGUUAAGGGUGCUAACGAUUCCCAAUUAGAUAGCAAAUAUCCUUUUUUAGUACAAUUGGUUUCCAACUGUAAAAGAAUAGCAACCCUGCUACAGCCAAUACCAGGCCAUAAUGUACAAUAUCAUGUAGACAAGUAUUUAUACAAUCGUAUUCAAGAUUGGAUGAAUAACGUUCCACAUAUACCAGAAUUAGAAAAACGUAAAAUGAUGGCAGAAGCCCAAUUGGCCAUGGCCAAAAAAAAUGAUUCCUAGACGUAUGAAGAAUUGUAUUAGUUACCCACAUAUUCAUUGAGUAUAAAAAAUAUGAAAGAACCUUGGGUGCUGUUACAUAAGCUAAUAAUUUCCAACUAGACAAAAGUCAUUCUUUCUUAUUACUUUCUGGCUACAAAAAGUCACAAAGAGUAUGUCUGAUCACUUGAUUAAGAAAAAACUUUCAUGACAUAAAUACUACUUCUAUUAUUAUAGUUUGUUAAAAUUUAAAAAGUAGUAGCACUAGUGUGUAUUGGUCAAGGAUGAAUUUUAUAAUGUUCUUGCGCUUGAGGUAGUCGUAGUGAUAUACCUCCUUGGGUGGGCUGGACUUGAAAGUAAAACUUUUUAAAGUUAACAUUUUUUAUCACAAAUGAAAAGUAAAUUAUUAACUUUUCCAGUUAAUUGUAAUAUAAUAAAAAUUAUAGUAUCUACC